Lodderomyces theae is the source of this 915-nucleotide messenger RNA. It is a transcript of the gene YHM1, whose product is annotated as Yhm1p. The transcript has a single exon. Lineage: Eukaryota; Fungi; Ascomycota; Pichiomycetes; Serinales; Debaryomycetaceae. The record is from RefSeq and is a predicted model, not a curated record. Gene Ontology annotation, molecular function: guanine nucleotide transmembrane transporter activity. Gene Ontology annotation, cellular component: mitochondrion. Bases 1 to 915 code for a protein of 304 amino acids.
AUGUCUCCAACAGCUCACUCGUCGUCAGAUAAAAAGCAAUCUGGUAUUGCCAGAGUCUUGGGAUCUGCUACCGCAGGUAUAGCAGAAAUUGGUGUAUUCCACCCAGUGGACACCAUCUCCAAAAGAUUGAUGUCCAACCAUGGUAGAGUCACUUCAGCACACCAAUUGAACACUAUUAUCUUCAGAGACGCUGCAUCCCAACCUUUGUUCAAGAGACUCUUUACCUUGUUCCCAGGUUUGGGAUAUGCUGCUUGUUACAAGAUCUUGCAAAGGGUGUACAAGUAUGGUGGUCAACCAUUUGCCAAUGAGUUUUUGACCAAGAACUUUAAAGACAAUUUUGAUUCUGCAUUUGGACCCAAGACCGGUAAGGCUUUGAUGAGUGCGACUGCUGGUUCCUUGAUUGGAAUUGGUGAAGUUGUAUUGUUGCCAUUGGAUGUCUUGAAAAUCAAGCGUCAAACAAACCCAGAGUCAUUCAAAGGUAGGGGGUUCCUUAAGAUCUUGCUGGAUGAAGGAUUCGGAUUGUAUAGAGGUUGGGGAUGGACCAUGGCUAGAAACGCACCAGGUUCCUUUGCCUUGUUUGGAGGUAACUCAUUUGCUAAAGAGUAUAUUUUCGGAUUGAAAGAUUAUAGUCAAGCUACAUGGACACAGAAUUUUAUCACUUCCAUCUUUGGGGCUAGUGCGUCGUUGAUUGUGAGUGCUCCUUUGGAUGUCAUCAAGACUAGAAUUCAAAAUAGAAAUUUUGACAAUCCAGAAAAGGGGUUCACUAUUUUGAAAAACAUGUUCAAGAAUGAAGGUAUUACUGCAUUCUUCAAAGGGUUGACACCUAAAUUGUUGACUACUGGCCCAAAAUUGGUGUUUUCCUUUGCCAUGGCUCAAUCAUUGAUUCCUGCAUUUGAUAAGUUGUUGAGUAAGUAA